AUGCAGACGACAGUGCUAUCGCAAGCGCCACAUCAGCAGACAUCGACAGCCGCAACGCAGCCUGUGUCUACGAGUCAUGGGGAGAGGCGCCAACAGAGCGCAGUCUAUGCCAACUCGGGCUCCGCAUCGCGAGGCACGAGGUCUCGCAAGUCGCUCAAGUCGCUCCUGUCUCGACUGACGACGAGGCGUACCGCGCUAGAUGCGCCGCCUCCGCAGCAGCGCCAGCAGCAACAAACUCACCAACAACAACAGGCCAAGACUGCGAGCAGCAGCCAAACUGGGCCCAGGACGGUCAAUAAGAAUGUACCGUCUGGCCCUACGAGCAAUGGAAGUGCGGCACCUAUCGUACUCGACAUGGCCAACGCGUCCCCCGCGCAGGCCCGGGCGCGAGAUGCUGUCUCAUCCGACUUCCCACGAACAGCGACAGCCUCAUCAGCCGCAGAUUCGCUGACCGGCGGCCACAGAAGCCUUGAUUCGCCAGAUCCAGAUGGGGCCUCGCCCGACGCGUCUAUCAGGCCUAUCACGCCUCAUUCCAUCGCGGGUAGCGGCAACGAGUCCUUCGCGACCUCUCCGUCCGAAGCAGGUACGGGACGGUCAGGCAGCUUAGCACGGAGUCGCAUGUCUGUUCUGACCAGCGCAUCGACCAAGCCGACGACGAUAUUCAGCGAGAGCACAAACGGCGCUAACCGUAUCGCUGUCGCUGUGCCUGAUUCGCCAGACAGACGGCGAGGCUCUCAGAUUUCUGUCGACAGUGAGAUGGCGACGCCCUCGACUCCGCUGGCUGCGAGCACAUCUGAGAUGCUUGCUAGCGAGAGCACCGAGCCCUCGCCUGUGUCCAAUAGCAUCUUGCCCGGCGCGGACAGCGAUCGGCACGCGUCUCAGCCAUUCUUGCCGCCUGGCGCACUCGGCUACCCGCACAGAACGAAUCCGCAUCCAAGGAAUAACCCACAUCCAGCAGCUCCCGCACUCGACAAUGCGUCUGUCCUCACCCUCGCCUCAAGCAGUGCGGCUGUCUCCGCAAGGCAUCAGCAACACGACGAAGAUGCCUCUAUCAGAGCCCUCGCACCCAGCCGACGAGUGUCGGAUGCUAGCAUGGCAUCAAAAUGGUCUGCGCCGAUACUGUCGAACCAGCCGCUUGGCGUCGGCGGAGGCGUCGUACAGCGAUCUGCGUCUAUCCGCACGAUGGCCACUGGCGGCACCGGUGGCCUGAGCGACCGCGUCGUCUCGGCUCCCCGAGAGCCACAAGGUGUGGACGGCAACACCGCCAGUCAGCAAGUCGCUGCGGAUGCGACGUAUCGCUUGCAUCUCGAUGUCGACUGA
Messenger RNA from Mixia osmundae IAM 14324, 1320 nucleotides. RefSeq lists its product as uncharacterized. The record is from RefSeq and is a predicted model, not a curated record. Lineage: Eukaryota; Fungi; Basidiomycota; Mixiomycetes; Mixiales; Mixiaceae. The transcript has a single exon. Bases 1 to 1320 code for a protein of 439 amino acids.